AUGGCAAAUUAUAUUUUAUUAGAGUUUCACGACAUUCGACUAAUUGGAGGAAAGACACCCUAUGAAGGCCGACUUGAGAUAAUACACGACAACACAUGGGGAACUGUGUGUGAUGACAAUUUUGAUAUUAAAGAUGCACAGGUUGUUUGCAAGCAGCUUAAUUACAGAAGUGGUGAAGUUCAUGCUGAGAGUCACUUUGGCGAAGGUAGCGGAAUAAUAUGGAUGGAUGACGUAAUAUGUACAGGGACAGAGACAACUUUAAGUGAAUGUGGUAGUAACGGAUGGGGAGUUAAUGACUGCAGCCACGAUGAGGACGUUGGAGUUUCGUGUUUAGAACCGUUGUAG
Messenger RNA from Saccoglossus kowalevskii, 345 nucleotides. RefSeq names its product scavenger receptor cysteine-rich domain-containing protein DMBT1-like. NCBI's taxonomy places the organism in Eukaryota, Metazoa, Hemichordata, Enteropneusta, Harrimaniidae. The record is from RefSeq and is a predicted model, not a curated record. Gene Ontology annotation, cellular component: membrane.